AUGACGUCACCGCGACGCCAUGAGUUGGAUCCAGAGAAUCCGAUGAAGAAUUUACGAAAGCUGUGCACGAUUGGUCAAGGCGCAUUCGGAGUAUGUUCGAUCUACCACAAGCCACGAGAUGAGUAUGGUCCACCCAAGAAGUACAUUGUUAAGAGGGUCAUCAUUCCAACCGAACUUAAUACAACAAGACGGGUUGUCGGUAAGUGGUUUGGUUGAAAAAUAAUGUAAAAUUUUGAAAAUUUUAAUUUUUUUAAAAAUUUUUUGAAAAGUAGAGUUUUUUUUUUAUCAUACGCUUUGGAUAAAGUAGGUUAAGGUGCUGUAUAGUAUAAUAGAGCAGGGAAAUUAGGGUUGCAUAGGGUGUUCUAAAGUGAGUUAGGGAAGAGAAAUGUAGAUUAGGCUAAGAUGUGGUAAGGUAGAAUAGAGUAGAGCAAGCUAAAGGUAGGGUUUUAAGUAGGGUAGGACAAGGUAAGGUAGAUAAAGGUUGGUUAAGGUGUGGUAAAGUAGGGUAGGUUAAGGUUAGGUAAGGUGUGGUAAAGUAAGACGUGAUAAAAUAAGAUGUGGUACAGUAAGGUAGGAUAGGGUAGGUAAAAAUAGGGUAGAGUAAGGUUUAGUAAAGAACGGUAGGGCAGGGUAAAAUUUCGUAGAGGAUUUAAAAAAUGAAAAAUUUACAGUCACGUUUGUUGUUUAAAAUUUUAAUGUAAAAGGUUGAACUCGAUAGUAAUAUUACACUGCAAAUACCAGGAAAUUGAAAAUCUUCCGAGAUGUUUUCUAUUAUUGUAUACAACUGAUAUUGUAAUAGUUUAACUGCUUUGCUUUGAUGUUUGGAAUAGGGUAAAGAAGUGAAUGUUUAAUGAAUUUUUUUAUUUUAUUGUAUUGUAAAUUGUUUUGUCCUAAAGUUGAACCCACAAUGUCAUGGGUCAUUUCAUGAAUAUAAAUCAAGUUUUAUGAGCUUGAGCUAGUGUACUGUCUACUACAAUAAAUUAACGACAAGUGAUCGUUUUUUAUCAAUUACUCGUUCCAAACACAAUAAAUCAUGUUCGCAAGCAAGUAGAAUAUAAUUGUUAUGACAAAAGCGAUAUUGUCACAACAAAAAUGGAGUUGACGUCAGUCUUGUUGUCAUUGUUGUAAUAGUACAACUAUGAAGUUUUGAGUUGUUAUCAAAGUUUUGAAAAUUUAUUGUAUAAUAUUUUUUUAUUAAUGUACUUUAAAAUAGGCAGUCUCAAUGCAAAAAAAAUCAGAAAAAAAUUAGUUUUUAGUAUUUUAGGUAACAAUUUUAUAAAUUUUUUAUUUUAGCCCAAAAAUUCUAUAAUAAUUCUUACUUUUUCUUAAAAUUUAUAUACAAGUUACAAUUGACUCUAAUGUUAAGACAAGAACUGGAUAGACAAGGUUUUUGUUUUUUUCUUAGCAUUUCAAUACAAUUUAUACGUAGGAGGAUAGCGCAUAAAAUUUUAGGAAGAUUGGUUUUGGCUUCCAGUUUCUCCAUAAAGUUUGAAGCGAGUUAUGGCUUCCGCCGAUGAGUUAAAGCAUCCGCCGACUCUCCGCCAACGCGGAUAACAUAAAUUUUCCUCUCAAAAAUGCAUUUCUAACUACAAAACAGCCAAAAAUUUGGAAAUUUUUGAUGAAAAAAGUGAUUUUCAACUGAAAAAACGUGUAAUUUGGGUACAAACGAGUUUUUUCAAAAAUUCAUAACGACCUUCAUAUGCACUUUAAAAUCCCAAAAUUUUUCGAAAAAAUUAUACAUUGGCUAUACUUCUACAGUACCAAGUAUGGUAUUUCAGCCAUCACUCAAAAAUGCGUUAAAAAUUUUUAAAAUCCUGCAAAUUUCUUGGGACACCCUUUAUAUAAAAAGUUUGAAGUCAAUCAGAGCGGGGCAGGGGCACUUUCGUAGUCAAAAAAUCGAAAAAAGUUUAAUUUUGAAAAAAAAUUAAAAAUUUUACAAAAAAAAAUUCUUCAGAUGAGGCCAAGUUCUUACAAACUCUGAACCACCCCAACAUAGUCGAAUGCUACGGGUCAAAAAUAGACAAAUCCGAAUUGUAUAUCGUAAUGCACUAUGCUGAAGGUGGUACUCUGGACAGACUUAUCCACGACCAACAAGGUGUCUACCUUCCCGAAAAGACCAUCAUGUACUACUUUGCACAAGUGGCACGAGCCAUUCGGUACAUUCAUAGUCGUAAAAUUGUGCACCGAGACCUGAAAACCCAAAACAUAUUGUUGAACAGGAGGAGGAGUAGGGUUAUGUUGGCCGACUUCGGCAUUAGCAGAGAGCUGAACGCUUCUUUGGCUCAUUCUUUUGUUGGUACGCCGGGUUAUGUGUCGCCGGAGCUUUGCAAUGGUAUGUUUUAUAAUAAAAGUGGUAUAUGGGAAAGGGUGGGGCAGCGUAAGGUACGGUAGGAUAAGGUAAAGUAGGGUAGGGUAGAUUAGGAUUCAAAAUAAAGUAAUUUAGGUAUUUUAAGGAAGAGUUAUAGAAAUAAUAGAGUCAUUUUGCAGACUGCGAGAGCCAUCUUAUACGAUGAAACGUAUCCCGGCUGAACAAGUUUAGGGUAGAGUACGAUAGAGCAAGGCACGGUACUAUAAAGCGUAGCAGAGCCGUGCAGCAUAAUAUAGAGCAGGGCAGGGUACGACAAAGAAGAUCAGAGCAGGGUACGGUAAAGCAGGGUAGUGUAUGAUAGCGCAGAGCAGGACAAGGUGGGGCAGGGUAGGGUAAGGCAGGGUAGGAUAGGGUACGGUAGUGUACGGUAAGUCUACGCCAACUUUCUAUUACAAUAUCAAUUUUUCUAGGCAUGCCCUACGACUGCAAGUCGGAUAUGUGGGCAUUGGGUUGUAUCCUGUACGAAAUGGUCGAGUUGACAAGCCCAUUCAGUGGAGAUAUUCCGAUUAUUUACAAACGAAUUGCCAACGACCCCUUCCGACCAUACAAGAAUGGCAAUAGCACGGAACAAAUGAAGGAUCUCAUCGAACGUUUACUGAACAAGAAUCCUCAUGAACGACCGAGUGCUGAACGUGAGUACUAUUCAUAAUGUUUUUUGUGUCUUUGGUACCAUUUUUGGAGUUUUAAGGUGUUUUUAAGUUUCUAGGGCGAUUUUUUAGGCUUAUGUUUAAAAUUGCAACUUUGGUACCGUUUUUGAAAAUUUAGUACUAUUUUUGGUAGUUUAGUACUAUAUUAGAGAUUUUAGUACUAUUUUCGGGACUUUAGUACUGCUUUCAAUAGUUUGGUACUAUCAUAGGAGUUUUAGUACUAUUUUUGGUAGUUUAGUACUGGUAGAACAGCUUAGUACUAUUUCUGGUAAUUUAGUACUAUUUUUGGGAUUUUAGUACUUUUUUCAUAGUUUAGUACGAAUAUAGGCAAUUUAGUGCUAUUUUUAGAAUUGUAGUACUGUUUUAAUAGUUUGGUACUAUUUUGGGCAAUUCAGAACUAUUUUUAAAUUUAUAGUACCAUUUUUUAACUUAUAGUACUAUUUUUGAAAUCACUGUAACAUUUCGAGAAUUUAGUACUAAUGUUGACUCUUUUUAGGUGUAAUAACCUUCCCAUGGGUAUUGGAACAUUGCGUGCUGGAAUCGACCGAACUGUGUCGCGCAGUAACAACCACCGCCCUGGACAUAAAACCGUGUGACAUGACACCCACGCCCAUCGUUAAGGAUGGCUUCCAGAGUCUACAAACGAUCCAAAUGACAGAGAAAGGACCAUCGUUCUACCUGAACAAGUCUUCGUCAGGGCACAACACGUCGAACACGUUGAAAAUCUCACAGCAUCAUUAUUAG
Molecule: messenger RNA, 3759 nt
Organism: Bursaphelenchus okinawaensis
Lineage: Eukaryota; Metazoa; Nematoda; Chromadorea; Rhabditida; Aphelenchoididae
Source: the annotation of a GenBank genome assembly